Molecule: messenger RNA, 2327 nt
Organism: Physella acuta
Lineage: Eukaryota; Metazoa; Mollusca; Gastropoda; Physidae
Biological process (GO): amino acid transmembrane transport
Cellular component (GO): vacuolar membrane
Molecular function (GO): L-amino acid transmembrane transporter activity
Source: RefSeq, a predicted model, not a curated record
ACACCUUAUACUUGUUGAAGAUGGGCUUAAUAGACUUAAACAAAAGCACUGGAACUUCCAACCCAUUCAAAAUUUGUGCCAACAUAUUCAUUGCCUUUGUUGGAGCAGGUGUGUUAGGUCUUCCCUAUGCAUUCAAAGAGGCUGGAAUCUUGGAAGGUGUUUUCAUCAUAAUUAUUGUUGCAGUACUAAGUGUGAAAGCAAUGCUGCUUAUAGUGGAGUGCAAGUAUCGAAUAGUGGAUAGAUCAAAGUCAGGGGAGGAAAACAUGGGCAGGAAAGAAGACAGCCUGUAUGCACAUUUUGCUGGAACAAAAGAAGAAAAGGCUGAUUUGUUGAAAACAGAAGGGGAUAUGAUGACAAGAAUUAAAGAUCUAAAGCCUUUUUUGGUUCAUGACUUAACAUAUGGAGAUAUAGGUUAUGAAGCCAUUGGUCCUACUGGUAGAAUACUGGUUGAUUUUGCCUUGGUUUUAUCUCAAAUAGGUUUCUCCUGUGCUUAUUUGAUUUUUAUUUGUGAAAAUCUAUCAAGCCUUAUACCAAAAAUUGAAAGGACAUACUGGCUAUUGAUUGUUUUGCCUCCUUUAAGUUUUUUGACAAUGUUUAGAAAUCUUAGCAGUCUAGCCAUCACAAGCUUGAUAGCUCAGUGUUCAAAUCUCUUUGCGUUUGGCAUAGUUUUCUGGUUUGAUUUCAAGCAUGCUAGCAAAGUGAGAAUCCACCCCAAAGAGAUAUCUCUCGCAAAUCUUCCCUUUUUUGCUGUUAUAGCUAUCUACUGCUAUGAAGGGGCUGGCUUGAUUCUCUCCCUUGAAAAUUCUCUUGCUAAAGAAGUAAAGUCAAAAUUUAAUAGGUACUUUUUAUCUACCAUAGGACUAUUGACAGUGCUGUACAUAUCAUUUGGAGUUUUUGGUUAUAUGUCUUUUGGUGCUGAAACAAAACAAAUCAUUACAUUGAAUCUUCCAAAUGGUGAGGGUUUUAAUUUCAGUGUUAUUGUGAAAUGCUGCCUCUGUCUGGCAUUAUUUUGUACAUAUCCUGUUAUGAUGUUCCCUGUGAUGAAAGUUCUGGAACAUUAUUUUAUCCUUGACCCAGAUAGAUCUGUUUGGAAAGGGAAUGUGAUGCGUGGUCUGGUGGUGCUGUUGACAGGGGUCAUUGUUGUGAUGAUCCCCAACUUUGUUGAUCUCAUGGCCCUGGUGGGGGCCAGCUGCUGUACGCUCUUAGCUUUCAUCCUGCCUGGCUUGUUCCAUUUGAAGUUGUUUAAAGGAAAACUGAACAAGAAGCAAAUUUUGCUCAAUUGGUUGCUGGUGUUGUUUGGCAUUAUAGGGGCCACGUUUGGAAUGUGGGAUGCCUUUAUAAGACUGAGUGGAUCCCAGAACAAUCUUCCUAUCCCUAUCCCAGAGACUACGACUCUCCCAACUAAGCCAGUCAAUGUCUCAGCUACAAGCUCACCUGUAUUGCCAGCCCUCACAAACUUAACCACAACAACAGUCAAAAAUCUAGACAUGAGCACAUUGAAAAAUCUGGACAUGAGCACAUUGAAAAAUCUGGACAUGACCACUGUACAAAAUCAGGCUACCUCUGCCAAAAGUGUCUUGACGUUGAUCCCUACAACAAAGUCUUCAGUAAACCAGACCGCUCUCAGUGCAACCUCUAGUGUGUUGAACUCUACACUCAUAGCUAACCCAUUUACAGAAAAAUUUAAUAACUCAAAUACAUAGAAGAAAUAUAUUACCUUUCUCUCUAUUAGUUCUUCAUUGAAAACAAGUAGGCCUAUUUGUUUAAAAACUAAAUUAAAUAGCUUAUUUAUUAAUUUUUUUUAAUUCCUUUUUAAUCAAGUUUUAAAAUUUAUUUUUGGCUAAUAUUUAAAGGUAAAAAGAUUUAAUUUUACUUCUUUUUUCAUCAACUUGACUUAAGCUAUGCUUCCUACUUAAGUGUUUACCUUUACUGAGGAUAUUGUGUUAAUUAUGUAUGUAUAGAAAAGUAUUUGCCUUUAAAUCUCAAUAUGUGUUCAUGUACUUGUAGGUUUCUGUAGUUUGAUUGGCAGUUUGUCACAUGUAUAUUUACCAGUGUGAGCUCAGAUCUCUGUUUUUUCAUGUUCCCAUGAAGAAAUAACUCAAUUUUUAAAAAUGUCUUGAAACUUCUUGCAUUUAAUAUGUAGAUAACUAGAACAAAAUAUGAUAAGUUGGUGGUGGAAGAUAUUGUUCUACCAUUGUUCAUAAUCUGACACAGAGUAAAUAGAAUUCUUUGUUCCCCACAUAGUGGCUGAUCCAUGAAGUCUGUGGGCAGUGGCUACUGGAUUUUUGUAUUUCUGAAGUCUACAGUCAGUGGCCACACAAUUUUUG